Lipotes vexillifer (Yangtze River dolphin) is the source of this 1346-nucleotide messenger RNA. RefSeq names its product CD274 molecule (gene CD274). The transcript has 7 exons. Gene Ontology annotation, biological process: cell surface receptor signaling pathway; positive regulation of T cell proliferation; cellular response to lipopolysaccharide. Gene Ontology annotation, cellular component: external side of plasma membrane. NCBI's taxonomy places the organism in Eukaryota, Metazoa, Chordata, Mammalia, Artiodactyla, Lipotidae. The record is from RefSeq and is a predicted model, not a curated record. Bases 53 to 922 code for a protein of 289 amino acids.
CGAAGCCUCCGCGCCAGCCGAGAGUCUCCCGCCCGCAGGUCAUUCCAGAAAGAUGAGGAUAUACAGUAUCUUUACAUUCAUGGCUUACUGUUGUUUGCUGAAAGCAUUUACUAUCACAGUUCCCAAGGACCUGUAUGUGGUAGAGUAUGGCAGCAAUGUGACAUUGGAAUGCAGAUUUCCAGUAGACAAACAAUUAAACCUGUUGGCAUUAGUUGUUUACUGGGAAAUGGAGGAUAAGAAAAUUAUUCAGUUUGUGAAUGGGGAGGAAGACCUGAAUGUUCAGCACAGUAGCUACAACCAGAGGGCCCUGCUGUUGAAGGACCAGCUCUCCUUGGGAAAGGCCGCACUUCAGAUAACAGAUGUGAAAUUGCAGGAUGCAGGGAUUUAUUGCUGCUUGAUCAGCUAUGGCGGUGCCGACUACAAGCGGAUUACUUUGAAAGUCAAUGCUUCAUACCGCAAAAUCAACCAAACAAUUUCUGUGGAUCCAGUCACCUCUGAACAUGAACUAAUGUGUCAGGCUGAGGGUUACCCUGAGGCUGAAGUCAUCUGGACAAGCAGUGACCACCGAGUCCUGAGUGGCAAAACCACCAUCACCAGUUCCAAGAGGGAGGAGAAGCUUUUCAAUGUGACCAGCACACUAAGAAUCAACACAACAGCUAACGAGAUUUUCUACUGCAUUUUUCGGAGAUUAGGUCAUGAGGAAAACAGUACAGCUGAGUUGGUCAUCCCAGAACCAUAUCCAGAUCCAGCAAAAAAGAGGACUCACUUGGUGAUUCUGGGAGCUCUCCUGUUGUUCCUCAGUGUAACCCUGACAAUCAUCUUCUGUCUAAAAAGAGAUGUGGGAGUGAUGGAUAUGGGAAAGUGUGGCACCCGAGAUAUGAGCUCAAAGCAGCAAAAUGAUACACAAUUUGAGGAGACGUAAUCCGACGUUGAAACUUCUGAUCUUAAAGCAGGGAUUCUCAGCCUGUGGUUUGAGUUCGUCAGGGCUAGGCAUGACCAGAGGCAUGCAGUGGGCCAGUGGGCUGCAGAUGAUGUAGAACUUAAAAGGCCCAAGCUCUGAAAAUGGAAGCUGAGAAAGAAGAAGAGAACAAAGGAAGAAGGAGUAAAAAAGGUAGCCUUAGCCUGGAAGCAAACCUUGGUACUUCAAAAUGACUGGGAGACUCAUCAAUGCAUAUGAAAAGGAGAAAGGACACUUCUGAAUGAUAAAUCUCCAUGCAAAUUAUCCAUCACUCAUCCUAGGAAAACAGGUUGCGAUUCCCUGAUUUAAUGGUCAGUUCCUGCAGAAGUGCCCUUUGCCUUCACUCAGUGUUGAUUUGUCUUCUGGGUAAUUGAGAGUCCCAGUGUUG